Oncorhynchus kisutch (coho salmon) is the source of this 8358-nucleotide messenger RNA. It is a transcript of the gene aatkb, whose product is annotated as apoptosis-associated tyrosine kinase b. Lineage: Eukaryota; Metazoa; Chordata; Actinopteri; Salmoniformes; Salmonidae. Gene Ontology annotation, biological process: brain development; peptidyl-tyrosine autophosphorylation. Bases 1 to 5424 code for a protein of 1807 amino acids. The transcript has 13 exons. The record is from RefSeq and is a predicted model, not a curated record. Gene Ontology annotation, molecular function: protein tyrosine kinase activity; ATP binding.
AUGUUCCUGAUGAGAUGUUUCCUCUAUAAACAAAGAAAAGAAAACGUAAACACAAAGCGACUUCAACAACAAGAUGGUGCAGGGGAAGAAGUCCCCCAGACGCAGGGGAAGAAGUCCCCCAGACGCAGGGGAAGAAGUCCCCCAGACGCAGGUGAAGAAGUCCCCCAGACGCAGGUGAAGAAGUCCCCCAGACGCAGGGGAAGAAGUCCCCCAGAUGCAGGGGAAGAAGUCCCCCAGACGCAGGUGAAGAAGUCCCCCAGACGCAGGGGAAGAAGUCCCCCAGACGCAGGGGAAGAAGUCCCCCAGACGCAGGGGAAGAAGUCCCCCAGACGCAGGGGAAGAAGUCCCCCAGACGCAGGGGAAGAAGUCCCCCAGACAAUUGAGUUUGAGAAUGCUGAUGGGGAGGAGUACCAGGCGGACCUGUCCACCCUGGCGUCCCCUGCAUCCCAGAGCGGACCUGAUGUCUACAUCCUACCCCUCACGGAGGUGUCCCUCCCCCUGGCCAAACAACCAGGACGAUCAGUCCAACUCCUGAAAUCCACAGAAGUCGGCCGCCAGAGUCUUCUGUACCUGAAAGAGAUCGGCGAUGGCUGGUUCGGAAAGGUUCUCCUGGGGGAGGUGAAUGCGGGCCUCAGCUCCACCCAGGUGGUGGUUAAGGAGCUCAAGGCCAGUGCCAGCGUUCAGGACCAGAUGCACUUCCUGGAGGAGUCCCAGCCAUACCGUGCCCUCCAGCACCCAGCGCUCCUACAUUGCCUGGCGCAGUGCACUGAGGUCACCCCCUACCUGCUGGUCAUGGAAUUCUGCCCUCUGGGUGAUGUGAAAGGGUACCUGCGGAGCUGUCGGGCUUCAGACACAAUGACCCCUGAACCCCUGAUCCUGCAGAGGAUGGCCUGUGAGAUCGCCUCAGGACUCCUGCACCUGCACAAACACAACUUCAUACACAGUGACCUGGCCCUGAGAAACUGUCUGCUGACCGCUGACGUCACAGUGAAGAUCGGAGACUACGGCCUGUCACACAACAAGUACAAAGAGGACUACUUUGAGACGUCAGACCAGAUGUACGUGCCCCUGCGUUGGAUCGCUCCAGAACUCAUAGAUGAAGUCCAUGGCAACCUUCUGGUGGUAGACCAGAGCAAACAGAGCAACGUCUGGUCUCUCGGAGUGACUAUCUGGGAGUUAUUUGAGUUGGGGAACCAGCCGUACAGACAGUACUCAGACAGACAGGUGUUAACCUACGCCAUGAGGGAACAGCAGCUCAGACUGCCCAAGCCCCUGCUCAAAAUACCCUUGGCAGAGCGCUGGUAUGAGGUGAUGCAGUUCUGCUGGCUCCAACCAGACCAGAGGCCCAAUACAGAGGAGGUCCACCUGUUACUCAGCUACCUGUGUGCCAAGGGGGCCAGCGAGGCCGAGGAGGACUUCGAGAGACGCUGGAACUCCCUGCGUCCCAACCCCAACGCCGGCCAACGAAGCAGCAGCCUUCAUCACGGGGCCGGAGCCCUGGCCACUGAUCUCCCCUCCUCCUUCCCUCUGUUGGAACAGUUCUCUGGAUGUGACAGUUACCACAGCGAAUCAGGAGAUGAUAUACUGACCGUGACAGAGACCAGCCACGGUCUGAACUUCCAGUACAAGUGGGAGCAGACCCAGGCAGGGAUCGGGGGGGAGCAGCCUUACCACCACGCUGUCUCAUCCUCCAGCGGUACCCUGGGGGUCGUCAACCACCACUGUCAGGACCUAUACUACCCAGGUGGAAUGGUGGGGGGCAGUGGUGGGGUGGAGAUGGAGGGUCUCACUCUGGGAGUGUCCCCUUCCUACUAUGAGCACAAGACGCUGCAUGUUUCUGGGGUCGGGGUCGGGGUGGUGCCGGUGCUUAGCGCCCGUAGUCCUUCAGUGAGCUCUGAGUACUACAUCCGCAUGGAGGAGCCUGGCGUGGACUACACCAUGUACUCCUACAGCCCAGACUACCAGGGCAGCCACGGGAGCUUCCUGGCCAGCAGUGGCAGUGCAGACUCAGGGGAGUGUAUGAUGGGGAUGGGUCCCCCCCAGGCCCACUCCAAGCCUGUAGACUCCUACUGGUCAGCAGACGUCUGUAAAGAUGGGGGUGUUGGAGCGUAUAAUUCGGACAUCUCCCUGACAAUGGAGCCCCAUGUCUCUGACUCCAGCCCCAUGAGACCAUGGGAGGCUGGUCACUACUUCUCCUACAAGGACCAGGACGGGGGGUACUACUACGAACACUCACCUCCCAUGGGCAUAGGCCACCACAUGGGUCUGGGGAUGGACCAGCAUUACCUGAUGGGGCGGGAACACUCUCCCCCCAAGCCCCAUCUGGAGAGCUGGGGGUCCCGUAGCCUGCGUCAGGCCCUGGGAGAACUGGACAACCCUCUGGGGAUAUCUCCCUCCAUCAGCACCCAUCUCCAGGAUGGCGGUCCUCCUUUUGGGGUAGGCGACCCCUACUUGGAGACAACCCAGGGCCCAGGCUCCGUCAUUGGGGGGAGUAGCGUCACUGGCGGCUACUAUGACAUGAUGGGUUCUCUGAGGAAAACCACGCAGACCAUGCCAGACCACGCCCACUCAGUCAGCAUCACUAUGGCGUCAGAAGAGGCCCUCUUCAUCUGUCACCGGGACAACGACUCAGAUGAAGAAGAGGAUAUAUUCUCAGAGAGGCUGAGGAGCAGCAGUAGUAACCUCUCCAACCCCUCCGCUAACAACAACAGUCUAGGCCUGGGUCUAAGCCUUGGACGUAGUGGACAGGCUGGCUGUAGACAACGACAGGAUCUCUAUGAAGACUUCCACUACACUAUGCCCACUACCGACAUAGAGGACUCGUGGCCUGAAGAGCACUGCCUGACCUUCCACUCCUCUGUCUCUGCUGCAGUUAAACCCAUAGACUAUCUGGAGGCUACAGCGCCUUCGGCUAAUGAUAAUGGCUGUUUAGUCCUGGGGAACCAUCAUGCCCUGGUCACUUCAGGGGAUGCCUGUAAUGCCUACAUCUAUUUGUGCCACGAGGGGGAAGGGGAGAGGGACGUAGAACCGCCACCCAUCGAGAGCUGCCACUCUCAUUUCGUCGACCCUCUCACAGGCUUAGUGGUGCGGAACUACACCCGGGACGACUACGGCGAUAAGAUUGUAGAGAUACCCAACAACGAGGAAGAGAGUGUGAAUCUGUCGCCAGCACCGGGAGGUCCUAAACCAAUCCUAACGCACAACACUAAGACCAGCACAACCCCUCUAAACCACUCUGAGCAAUAUGUUGACAUCACUAUGGACGAUACCCUUUCAAUAGACCAUGAGGAAGAGGUUAGUACGGAAGACAAAGGGGUUCUCACAGACCCUAAACCAGAGGGUGUGACUCUGACUAAGAUUCUGACCCUCUCCUCAGUGAAUGUUCCUGACCUAGUCCCCAUGGUCGAGCAAGAGUCAGAGCUGAGCCAUACGUUAGACAGCUGCUUAGACAGAGACCACUGCUCCAGCAUUAGUCUAGUGGACAUCUCCGACUGCUGCACCGACGACGACAAAGAUGAUGACAUCACCGACUCGACCUCAGAGAUCUUCGCCGACGAGACAUCGGUUGGGGACCCUAACGCUUCCCCUCCCCUGGCCCGUCCCCUCAAGUCCCUGCAGAAGCAGGUGGGAACCCCCAAUUCCAUGGCCUCCAUGGACCUGAUGCCUUCAGCAGUCGGCUCCACCUGCGAAGCUUUCAGCCCCUCUUCCAGCUCCUCCCACCCAUCUAGCUCCUCCCCCAAGGCAAUGGACAGUGGGUACGACACAGAGAACAAUGAGAGCCCAGAGUUCGUCCCCAAGGAGCCUCACAAUGAGCCUCGGGGCCCAGAGACAUUCACCCAGCCACUGGGGGAGUCUGUCCUGGACACCAGCCUGGAUGAGGAGGGGGAGGAGGGGGGGGAGGAGGCCGAAGUGGCCCCACUGGAUGAUGAGGAUGAACCGACCCUGGAUGAAGAUGUGCCUCUAGCAGCCUCACAGACCACAGACAAAGAGAAGGGUCUGACCCCACUCAGUGAGAAGAACCCUUACAGGGACUCUGCCUACUUUUCUGACAAUGAGAACGAACGUCUUUAUAGGGAUGAGGGGGGUGACAAAGUAGGGGGUGAUGAAAGUGGAGGAGUGGAGGAGGGAGAAGUGGAAGAGAGGCUGACAGAGAAGAGGGAACUCAGCCCUCUUCAGAUAGAGGAGGAAGAAGAGGAGGAAGUGGAGACCUCAGCUCUUCUUCUGGAGGAGAGUGAAGACCCAGAGAUGGAAGCAUGCCUGACAGAAGAGUGCACCCAGGAUGAAGGGCUAGAGCUGGGGCUAGAGCUAGAGCUGGCCUCCAUUCUCUCUGGAGAAGUAGAGGCAGGGUCGGAAGGAUGGCCUGCCCAGGAGAAACCCUCUUCUCUGGGAGACUGGGCUGCAGAGGUGGUGGGGGCUAUGGAGGAAGCCCUGGGCGAACUCCAGAGGAGCAGCAGUUCUGAAACCAACUCUGGUACCAAGGAGAAGGAGGAAGAGGAUGAAGGAGAGCAAAGGGACAUGGAGGACUCAUCUGAAGCCUUAGAAACAGUAGACGUCCUAGAAGAAGCAUUUACCAAAAUGCCAGAGACCCACGAGAAGGACGAUAAUGACGAAGAGAACAGUCCUCCCGCACGGCGUCGACGCUUCUCCUUCUCUCCUCCCCCUCCCUCCACCCCUCCUCUCUCCUCGCCUCUCCCUCCUCUCCCCCCGAUGACUCCCCCUCUGGGCUGGGAGUUGCCCAUGGAUGGGGUGGAGGCGGACGAGGAGGACGUAGAUGGUGACUCCGAUGACAGUGAGUCAGACGAGGAGCUGAGCAGUUACAGUGUUCAGGAGGAGCAGAGUGGAGGGGAGGAGAGCGGGGAGGAGAACCAUGCUGUACCCAUUGUGUUGAGCGACUGUAGCGAUGCUCAUAACCUACGUAGUCUACUGAAGAUGCCCACCCCGCUCACCACCGAGUUGCUCGCUGAUGACCUGGUUGAACGCAGGAAGAAAGUGGUGUCCUUUUUUGAUGACGUCACCAUUUACCUGUUUGACCAGCAGAGUCCCACUAAAGAGCUGGCUGAGCAUGGGUUCUCUCCAGGGGCUGAGACCAGCGGACAGGGUUCACUGGUCAAACAACCGACCUCUGAUGACUCCUCAGAUGGAAAUAUCUCAGAAGAGAGUGCAGGGUAUGAGUGGGAGGAUGACUUCCCCCUUUUGCCCAUUCCAACUUCCUCAUCCAAGAUGGCUGCCUCCUCCUCAGGCUCAUCCCCCUCCGUACCCAGCCUGCCCUUCACCUCUAAGGCCCCGGAGCCCAAACCAGCAGUGCGGUACUCCCGCUUCACAGUCUCCCCAAGCCACGUGUCUCGCUUCUCCAUCACACACGUCUCUGACUCUGAUGUGGACUCUGGUCCAGGGAGCAGUGAGGAUGGAGACAGAGUAUUAUAGAACCACAGCCACCCAGGAACUGCAGGAACUGCACCAUCUAAACAUGUCUGAGCCUCUAAACACGACUUUUGUUUAGACGGUGUCUGAUUGUUUAUCAACACGUUUUUGAAUGGAGUCUGUAUAACGGAUGUGAAAACAGAGCAUCAACACCGAUGAGAAUAUAUAACAUACUAAAUGAUGAUAAUAUACACAUACACAGAAGAAUAUCUGUUGAAUGAUGGUAAAGACAUAUGUUUGCAUUCAACAUCAUUUUGGGGAAUUAUUUGGGAAAAACUAAAGAACAAACGUGUUGCUCGUUUGCCACCAUAGACACUCAUUAUCAGCAUGUUAUACCACACAACAUUACCGCUUGUUACGUGGAAGACAGACAAUCAUUUUAUUGAUCAACUGUUUAACAUAGAUAUCAAAACAGAAGACACAAUUUACAGAACACCCCUCUCAGCGACGGAGGGAGUGAAAAGCAAUUAAGGAAAGGACACAAUGAAGGUUUUUUUUCUCCAUCAAAUGGAUCAGUGUUUGAAAGUGACUGUACCAAGAACAUAUCUUUGAGACUUGAGUUAACUCAUCUUCAUAAAAUAUCACAAAUAAUGAUUGAAGGAGAAUUUUGGACCACCACUGUAUAUGGGUCUUAUGAUUUCCACCAAUACGGGUGCCAGAGUCACUAUUCCCUUCUAUCUGUCAGUAUGGGUCACUAUUCCCCUCCAUCUGUCAGUAUGGGUCACUAUUCCCCUCCAUCGGUCAGUAUGGGUUACUGUUCCCCCUCAAUCUGUCAGUAUGGGUCACUAUUCCCCUCCAUCUGUCAGUAUGGGUCACUAUUCCCCUCCAUCUGUCAGUAUGGGUCACUGUUACCCUCCAUCUGUCAGUAUGGGUCACUGUUACCCUCCAUCUGUCAGUAUGGGUCACUGUUCCCCUCCAUCUGUCAGUAUGGGUCACUGUUCCCCUCCAUCUGUCAGUAUGGGUCACUAUUCCCCUCCAUCUGUCAGUAUGGGUCACAGUUCCCCUCCAUCUGUCAGUAUGGGUCACUGUUCCCCUCCAUCUGUCAGUAUGGGUCACUGUUCCCCUCCAUCUGUCAGUAUGGGUCACUAUUCCCCUCCAUCUGUCAGUAUGGGUCACUGUUACCCUCCAUCUGUCAGUAUGGGUCACUGUUACCCUCCAUCUGUCAGUAUGGGUCACUGUUCCCCUCCAUCUGUCAGUAUGGGUCACUGUUCCCCUCCAUCUGUCAGUAUGGGUCACUGUUCCCCUCCAUCUGUCAGUAUGGGUCACUAUUCCCCUCCAUCUGUCAGUAUGGGUCACAGUUCCCCUCCAUCUGUCAGUAUGGGUCACUGUUCCCCUCCAUCUGUCAGUAUGGGUCACUAUUCCCCUCCAUCUGUCAGUAUGGGUCACUAUUCCCCUCCAUCUGUCAGUAUGGGUCACUAUUCCCCUCCAUCUGUCAGUAUGGGUCACUAUUCCCCUCCAUCUGUCAGUAUGGGUCACUAUUCCCCUCCAUCUGUCAGUAUGGGUCACUAUUCCCCUCCAUCUGUCAGUAUGGGUCACUAUUCCCCUCCAUCUGUCAGUAUGGGUCACUAUUCCCCUCUAUCUGUCAGUAUGGGUCACUAUUCCCCUCCAUCUAUCAGUAUGAGUCACUGUUCCCCUCCAUCUGUCAGUAUGGGUCACUAUUCCCCUCCAUCUGUCAGUAUGGGUCACUAUUCCCCUCCAUCUGUCAGUAUGGGUCACUAUUCCCCUCCAUCUGUCAGUAUGGGUCACUAUUCCCCUCCAUCUGUCAGUAUGGGUCACUAUUCCCCUCCAUCUGUCAGUAUGGGUCACUAUUCCCCUCUAUCUGUCAGUAUGGGUCACUAUUCCCCUCCAUCUGUCAGUAUGGGUCACUGUUCCCCUCCAUCUGUCAGUAUGGGUCACUAUUCCCCUCCAUCUGUCAGUAUGGGUCACUAUUCCCCUCCAUCUGUCAGUAUGGGUCACUAUUCCCCUCCAUCUGUCAGUAUGGGUCACUAUUCCCCUCCAUCUGUCAGUAUGGGUCACUAUUCCCCUCCAUCUGUCAGUAUGGGUCACUAUUCCCCCCUACUGAAGGCCUGGGGCGUUAUCAUUAGUGCACAAUAACAAACAGUUGCAGAACGCUUUGCAACGCCAAUGAGAGUUAAUAUCGGACAUAUUCAGCUAUGUCCUUCUCCGUUUCGUUUCUUUUACAGACAUCCCUGCACCUAAACUAUUGUGUGAAUCCACCAAGUCAGUUUUGAGGGAAUAUCAUUGAUGACUUUGAAUAAAUGCUGUACACCCUUUUUUAGGACUUGAAAUUCAUGUGCUAUGCAUGCAGAUAGUGGUGGAUAAACACAGCUUAUGUUGGUUUCGGUCUUCUCCCCAGAUGAGGGUAGCUGCCUGUCCUUACCCUCAGAGUUGAGCUUCACUGCACCACAUACUGUGUAAUAUGUCUACUACUCUUGAGGUGAACAUCCUUCGUGAUACGAUCAAAGAACUUGUAAAUUUUUUAUUCUGAUUCUGAAAAUGGAACUGCAGUACAAGUACAACAAGCUUACUAAUACCAUAGAUACAGUAGCAUAUCAUUUUUUAUUCUGAUUCUGAAAAUGGAACUGCAGUACAAGUACAACAAGCGUACUAAUACCAUAGAUACAGUAGCAUAUCAUUUAUAUAUAUAUAUAUAUAUAUAUAGGAAACAUUUGAUGAAAUAUUCAAUUUUAAGAAAUAUGAAACUUUAAAAUGCAACUUAAAGAAUGGAAGAACAAACAAAUGAUUUUCAAGUGGCUUCGGUAACAUGUUGAAGAUGAAAUAAUCAAAUAACUGUUGGAAGACUACAGAACUGAGAACUGGUUUGGUCUUAACGUAUUGUGAUCAGCUGUGUGGUCAAUGGGGUCGGUGAUGUCACAUGGAUUAGUCAGUGUAUUGUAUUUUCACGAUUUUAACAAUGGAAAAUACAUUUUGAAUUCA